GUUUUAAAACAUUAGUUGACUUCACAAUCAAUUGUGUAUUGCUUUUAGACUAGAAGUGGGUCUCGAAAAUAGUGCACAACAUUAGUGACAACACAAACAUCACAAACAACACAAUUAUUUCAUUGAUUUGUGUUUACAUUGAAUGCAUUGAAUUGACUUUUGAUCACAACUUCAAUACUAAACACUUAAACACUAAACUAUUAAUUGGUUUUCAAUUGGUUUUCAUUUGAUAAGACAGUCAUGAUUUGUAUUAUCAUCUGAUUGUUGUCAUUAUUGUCACUCAAAGUGUCACUCAUUUGAUGGUUUGUUAACUGAACGAAGUGGUCACAGAUGUCUUACGACUUAUUGGCCAACUCGUCGCCAAUCGGCGACCAAAGUUUGACCGAAUCGGAGACGGAAUCCUUAAAGCACUCAAUGAGGUCUCAUAUGAAGUAUGGCAGUACUGGAACCGAUUACAAGGGUGUAAAUCGAUACCGUUAUAUCACUCAUUUGAUUCAACCAACAGAUACAUUACAGGGGUUGGCCGUCAAGUAUGAAGUGACUGUGGAACAAAUCAAAAGAGCCAACAAUUUGUGGUCAAAUGAUAACUUAUGGUUGAGAUCGCGGACACACAUAUCAAUACCAGUGGUAAUUAAUACUGAGACCAACAUAGAGUCACCUCUAUAUUCAUCGAGUAAUACGAGUUCACUAACGACUAGUCCUAAAGAGAUUAUUUCAAACAGUAUACCAAUGACUACGAACAACUCGAGCCUCGAUAGUGUCGACAUUCCUCUCGAUGACAAUGAGUCAAACUCUUCACGUUUAGAUGCAAAUCAAAUGAGUCAAAACAGUCGGAAAAACGAUCAUAAAUUAAAAAAUGGUUUUAAAACAUUAGUGUCAAGUGAUGGUCAGACACAUGAUUUGGAUAGUUAUUGCAAUAAUGGUAACGCAGAUGAAAGUGCAGCAGAUUUUUUGAUACGUAUUGACAGUUCAAUUGCCAAAACUAAAGACAAAGUGAAAGAUAUGCAACAAAACCGACUGAUUGGUACUCAUUCGGAUGAUGACCUUUUUCGGUUCAACCAUAACACCGAUAGGUCUGCCUUAAGGCGACAUCACAGCAGUACUUCACGACCACAUUCAGCCAACUCUUCGGCCAAUUCAAAUCAUAGUGAUUUUCCGCAACCAUUAGUGAUGAUGAGUCAUAAGAGGAAAGUCAAGUCUUCUCUCAAACGUUUGGAGCAAACUCAGGACGAGAUCUUUGAAUUAUGAACUCAUUCUUUACUCUAAUUUUCAUAUAAAUAACCGCUUUUUUGUUUAAUCUCUCCACCGAUGCCUCCGAUCAUUGGAACCAUUAAUGAUUGAAAUAACACGUGACAAGACAUGACAUAAAUUUUUAAUUACAACUCUUCAUAUCAAAUGAUGGAUUGUUUUAAUUUGUAUUAAAGUUUAUAAUAUAUUUUAAAUUAAUAUAUUGAUUGUU
Oppia nitens is the source of this 1459-nucleotide messenger RNA. RefSeq names its product lysM and putative peptidoglycan-binding domain-containing protein 2-like (gene red). The record is from RefSeq and is a predicted model, not a curated record. The coding region runs from base 331 to 1248 and encodes 305 amino acids. The transcript has 2 exons. Lineage: Eukaryota; Metazoa; Arthropoda; Arachnida; Sarcoptiformes; Oppiidae.